This is a messenger RNA of Momordica charantia (bitter melon), 1434 nucleotides long. Its product is annotated as stemmadenine O-acetyltransferase-like. The record is from RefSeq and is a predicted model, not a curated record. Lineage: Eukaryota; Viridiplantae; Streptophyta; Magnoliopsida; Cucurbitales; Cucurbitaceae.
AAUUUAUAAACAAAUUACCCAUUUUUACAUAUAUAAGAACAAGAUUCUGAUCCAAGCUUCUGUAUUCAGAGAAGAUGGCGAUCAGAAAUAUUCAGGUGACCUCCGAUGAAAUCAUCUUGCCGUCUUCUCCGACUCCGCCGCCGCUCAGAAACCUCAAGCUUUCACUGCUCGACCAGAUUUCGCCGUCCAAUUAUACUCCGAUCAUUUUUUUCUACGCUGCCGUUGAGGACCUCGGGGCCGAUCGGUUUUCCGGAAGUCGCCAGUUGAAGAAGUCUUUAUCGGAGAUUUUGACUCUGUUCUAUCCGUUCGCCGGAACUUUAUCGACGGAGGGAUAUUCCGUCGACUGCAACGACAAAGGCGUGGAGUAUUCUGAAGCGCGAGUCGAUUGCAAGCUAUUGGAAGUCGUGGAAAGCCCUGAUUUCAAAGUUCUACAUCGGUUGCUGCCGUUUGAACCUUACGCUAAUCUGGCGGAACCGGAGAUCGGAAGAGACGUAAUCCUCGCCGUCCGAUUAAAUCUGUUUGACUGCGGCGGCGUGGCCAUUGCUUUGUGUGUUACUCAUAAGCUCGUCGACGGACUUUCCGCCACCGUAUUUGUCAGAGAGUGGGCGGCCAUUAAUCGGGGAGAUAGCGAUCAGGUUUCGGAACCCUUAUUCGACGGCGCAAAGUAUUUUCCGCCGAAGGAAAUUCCGGGAUUGAAGAGAAGCAAGGUCAUCCUAAACGACAAGAUUGUGACCAAAAGAUUCGUGUUCGACAAAGCAAACAUAGCCGCACUCCGGCGAGAAGCGGCGGCCGGUUCGCUGGAGAAGCCACCGACGAGAGUAGAGGCCGUUUCGGCAUUCUUAUGGAAGCGAUUCAUGGAGAUAAAUCGAAACUCAGAACAAGAAAACGAAAAGAUAUACGCCGCAAUCCACGCCGUGAACCUGCGCGGGAAGAUGGAUCCGCCACUGCCGCCGAAUUCCUCCGGCAACCUGUGGUGGUUCGCGAUCGCCGUGGCAGAGGUUGAAAUGAAGAAGCGGCACCAGUACUUGGUGAAGCAGAUAAGGAACGCAAUAGAAGAAAUCGACAGCGAUCUGGUGCGGAACUUGCAGCAGGCCGGAGUGCCGCCGCAUAUGUGGAGCAAGACGGGGAAACACGGGCAUCCGGCGGCGGGAGAGGUGGAGUUCUGCAACUUCACGAGCUGGUGCCGGUUUCCGGUGUACGAAGCGGACUUCGGGUGGGGGAAACCGACGUGGGUUUGCAGUCCGAGCCGGCCGUUCAAGAACGUGGUGGUUCUGAUGACCACUAGAGACGGCGACGGGAUUGAAGCGUGGGUCACGCUCAACGAACAAGAUAUGGCCUCCUUCCAACAAGAUUCUGAGUUAGUUACCUAUACAUAUACUUAAAGCUUAAAAACUCAAUUUCUCAUCUUUUUUUUUUUAAUUAAAAAACAGAUAU